UCAAUCUGUCACCGGAGACCUCACUGCGUUAACUACCAAGUUUUACAAUGGCGUCAGCUUGAAAUUCCUAAUCAGAAUAUCGUGUUGUGAUGUAUUUUUUUUAAGUAGUUUUCUUGUUGUUUUGUUAUUCCAUUAAUUUUAAUAUUUUUUUAGUUCAUUAAUGGUGAAUGAAAACAGUGUUUUCUGAUAAAAUGUUAGGAUUUUAAUUUAUCAAUCACUCAAAUGUUAACGUGGUCUUUAUCCGGUUGCCGCUGUGCUAGCGCUGUCCCUUUCCCACUCACGCACUUAGACGGGGCACUUCUAUCCGUCGUGCUUUCUCGCGCGCAGUCCGAACAUCCGUUCAAUGGCUGGUGGGCAAGAAAAAUGGUAUUUUACAAAAGAACAGCUACAGAAUUCACCAAGCAGAAAAUGCGGUUUAGAUGCAGAUAAAGAGUUAGCUUAUCGGCAGCAGGCCGCGAAUCUAAUACAGGAUAUGGGACAGAGGCUUCAAGUCUCUCAACUAUGUAUCAACACGGCGAUAGUGUACAUGCAUCGGUUCUACGCCUUCCAUUCGUUCACACAGUUUCACAGGAAUGCCAUAGCUGCAGCAGCUUUGUUCCUGGCUGCGAAGGUGGAAGAGCAGCCAAGGAAGCUGGAAUAUGUUAUAAAAGUGGCCCACGUAUGCCUCCACAGAGGUGAGGGGGUGAACGCUCUGACACCUGAACAGUAUCAGGAGCAGGCGCAGGACCUUGUGUUCAACGAGAACGUUCUGCUACAGACAUUAGGUUUCGAUGUAGCGAUCGACCACCCCCACACGCACGUUGUGCGAACGUGUCACCUUGUAAAAGCGACCAAAGAUUUGGCUCAAACAUCAUAUUUUAUGGCAUCAAACAGUCUCCAUUUGACAACAAUGUGUUUGCAGUACAAACCGACGGUUGUAGCGUGUUUCUGUAUACAUUUGGCCUCUAAAUGGAGUAAUUGGGUUAUCCCACAAUCGUACGAGGGCCGCCACUGGUUUUCGUAUGUAGACAAGACUGUUACAAUGGAACUAUUAGAAAAAUUAACUGGAGAAUUUCUUCUUAUAUUUGAGAAAUGUCCAUCUAGAUUAAAAAGGAAGAUGAUGAAUGUUAAAGCUGCCGAUGGCAGUUCUCCCGCCUCGUUACCUCAGCACGGCUCUGGUGCGAACCAGGCCUCACCAUUUGACAAGAAGCACGGACAACAUUCGAGCACUAGCGAUGAAAUAGAUAAAUCAUUUGAUAAAGAAUAUGAACGUGAAAGAAGACGUCAACCGGUGCCGGGAAGCUAUGUCCCCGCACCGUCCGCCGCGCCACCUGCGCAACCGCCUCCCCAGAAACUGGAUUACAAUCAAUACCGGGAGAAGAGGGAAAGAGAGGAACGGGAGCGAAGGGAAGAGAAAGCGAGACGGGAACAAUUGCAUCAACAGAGGCCUAAUGCUCCACAGCAGAGGCCUAGUCAACCUCCACCCCACCAUCAGCGACCUCAUCAUCACAAACCGCACCAUCCAUGGCCUCCGCAGAAACCUCAUCAACAGAAACCACCUCACGAACAUAAUAGACAUCACAGGCCGAUGCCGGCGCCCUCAACGUCGGCUUCGGGGUCUGCGUCCGCCUCGUCGAGUCAAUCCGUCCAAGAGAUACCGCAGAGAACGCGGCCUCCUUCAUUGUUCUCUCCGGAGAAUGCCACCACACCCACAGCAGCGGCCGCCGCGGCUCCCAGGCGACCGCAGCCCCAACCACAACUUCAACCCCAAAUACAACCUCAACCCCAAAGCCAGCACCCACCAACGCAACCGCCUCAGUCGCAGCCCCCGCGACCCAAACAUGAACCCCGACAUAACCCGCCGCCCGUAUUGAUACAAGAACAAAGACCGCCCAGUCCGAGGAAGAGGCCCGACCCUUCUGCGGCGAUCAAAGAAAUGCAACCUCCCGCCAUCUUAUCCCCCUUCUCGUCGCCGCCUUCCAUAGAGCAGCCCAAGCCGAGGCAGAGACAGCAUUCUAAUUCGGAACCGGAACUGGUGCCCGUCAUGAAGAAAAUAGACGAGACCCCUGGCUACGAAAAUAUUAUGAAAGAAAAUCAAAGAAUUAUCAAGAAUAAAGUAUCGGAGAGGAAACCUGAGCCUCCUCCCCGAGCACUUAAUGGCAUAGAAACUGAUCCCACUCUAGUUUCUAAUUUACUGAAGGAGAGUCUCGCGAAACCCGUUCCGAUAUCGGUUCCGACAGAAAAGAAAUCUCCAAUAGAAGUCAAAAGGGAGGUGGUCGAACCUCCCCCUCCUCCCGCACCCGUCCAAGCCCAACCUGAAUUGAUACAGCCUCCAGAUCAGGCUGACCAGAAACACAAAAAAGACAAAAAGAAAAAAGAGAAACACAAACACAAAGACCGAGACAAAUCCAAAGAAGAGAGAAAGAAACACAAAAAGGACAAAGAAAAAGAGAAAAAGAAAGAUAGUCCGCCUCCUGUCGAAACUCAGGACGGCACCUUGCGGAUAACAAUACCGAGGGACAAGCUGUCCACCAGUCCGGGGCAAGGACUCAAGAUCAAGAUCCCGAAGGAACGUCUCGCCGCUCCGCCUCCCCCGCCUCAGCACCCGCCCCCCCAAGCCGGCUUGAAGAUCAAGAUUUCCAAGGAGGUGUUGGAAAGUUCCCGCAAGCGAGCCGCCCCGCCCGAGCCCGGGCUGCCCAACAAGCUGCCGCGACACAACGGAGCGCCGCACCACAAGGUAGGCACCUGGCCCAUCCCUUUCAGGCACCCCCCGCCGUACUACAUGGUGCAGCCGCCGCCCAUGUUCCCAUACGGCGUCAUGGACGGCUACUUCUACGGCAUGGAGGGCUACAUGUACCCGCCGCCGCAACACCAGCCGCAACACCAGCCGCAGCAUCAACCGCAGCCGCCACAGCCUCCGCUGCCGCCGCUGCCCCCGCCCUCUGUGCCGCCACCGCCCCCGGAUUAACUCUGAUACGGUCGUAGACACGAAUAAUUUGGUACAAUUAAUGUUCUGUGUCACUCGCAUAAGGUAUAUUGGCAUCGCGCUCUCAACCUGGCGGUGAGCGAUGCCAUCACAUCACAGCUCUCUUCAAAAUAGUUACCUUAAAAAAGGAAAUUGCUUUUACAACAAAUUUUAAAUAAUAUGAUUAGGUAUUAAUAUGUACCUGCUUAAAUAAUUAAACUAUACUGUUGUAGAGUUAAAUUGUAUUUUAAUUAUAUAAUAUAAAUAAUCAGAACAUACAAGGACAGGACUACUACAUGACCCAAUUUUAUGAAGUCUGAUACUAUACAAAAGUGUGACUUGCCAGAGGGCAGUUGACGCUAAAUUCUACGAAAUUAUUUCAUAUCUACGACCAAACUGUAAAACAAAAAAUAAUAUCACGAACAUUUACAAAAAAAAACUUAUCAGAAUGCUAUAUUUUAAAAAUAAUUUACAAAAUUUUAUUACAAUGUGUGGUAAUUUUCGUAUACAUGCUUAUGUUAUAUUUACAUGUUAAUUAAUUACUAAUUACAAUAAUUUAGUACGUUACUUGUAUUAUAGAAUUGUUACUCUACUAAGCAAAAGCAUUCUGUUUUUUUUUUUGUAAUUAAAUUACCACUAUUAUAAUGUAAAAAUUUAUACAUACUACUUUAUUUAAAGAUUUUAUUACAAAGUUAAGAGCUUCGUCAUGUGAUACAAAUAAGGCGUGUAGUGUUGAUAUAACAAAGUUCUAUUAAUAUGUAGUGUGCUUAUAAGAAAAUGCUUUUAUGAUGAAUUUCAAGAGUUAAACUAGUUAUUUUCGGACACAGAAAAAGAACAGCUUUAGUAAAUUGUCUAUGGUCUAAUUGUAACUAUUUAUUAAUGUGAAGUAAACAUUAGUACAUUCAAAAAGAAGUACAAUGUCGCCUAUUAAUAAUUUAAACUUCUUAAUGAGUAUUUCUCAAUGAUUAGAUGAUAGAUUAGAUGGCAGAUCAUAAAACCUGUUCAAAUGUGCCACUAAUUUACAUCUAUGCAGUUAUUACAAAAUAAACAAUAAAUUAAAAUUUGUACAUAAAAAUCAGAGAUCGAGCCACUAGAAGAACUCGUGUUAAGAAUUGUUACUAACUGCUGGUAUUCUCUUGAAAAUCACCAUGAAAGGAAAUUACCCAAAAAAAUACUCUAAAAUAUAUAAAUGAAAAAAUCAUAUAAAAACGUUUUAUAUAAUCUAAUAAAUGUCUAUUUCUACAUAUUUUGUAGAUGAAAUCAAUAUUUUACAUAUAAAAUAUAUUUAAUAUAGUUUUUUACAAUAUAAUAUUCGCUUCUUUCUUAAAGAGCUUAUUCAGAUAUUUAUUUACAUAGUGUAUUUUGUAUUUAAAUUUUAUUAGUAAAUUUUACAAAUAUUUUUAAACUUUAAGCUUGUUGCUUGUCGAAAAAUAAUAAGCAGUCUGAUCUUGAAUUUAGGACGUUGUUUAAUCGAUAUCUUUGUGGACCAUGUGUUGAGUUGAAAUUAGAUUUAAAUGUAUCGAAUAUUGCAGGCAUAUUCCUGCUGUUUGUUUUUUUAACUGACUUCAAGUUAAAAAGGAGGAGCCUCUCGAUUCGUGUCGUAUGUUUUCUUUGGUUUGGACCAACAGUUGUAUAGGCUCUCAACUAACUCCGAAUGAAUAUACAAUAUUAAGGUAUAGACUAUCCGUCCGAUUAUUGAAGUUUUGAAAGAAUUUAUCAUUCUAUAGUAAAAAGCCAUUUGCAUUUUAUAUAUUAUAUACUAAUUUAACGUUACCCAUUUUGCAAUUUGUUAUAAAACCUUGUUAUCAACAUUUUUAGUCUUUUCAAACGAAAUGAGGUUCUAUUGGUGUAGUAGUAGAUGUCGAUUAUUGCCGCCAGAUGGUGCUUAACAUUAUUUAAUUUACUUUAAGAAAUGAACUUCCAUGAACCUCGAGUUGUAUUCUACAUAUUUACGUUUGGUGUUUUGAAAAUUAUAGUUUAUCAUUUUCGCCGAUAGAUGGCGCUUUCAUAAAUUUCUAACUGAACACAUGUUCGUUCAAAUCUGUAUCCUAUUCCUAAUUCAACAGAGUUUCACUUGGAAAACAUUUAAAAUAAAAUCUAAUUUGCUGUCGAAUGUGGAAAGUAUUUUUUUAAAUAUUUGGUCAAAUGUGGUUUUACAGUUUGACAUUUUCUUGCGUCAUAAUGGAAAUGUGUACUAAUGCCUCCUCAGUCAAUGCAAACUUUUAUCUUCGAACUAUUCUCACUGGUGGUAGGAUCUCUUGCGAGUCCGCGCGGGUAGGUACCACCACCCUGCCUAUUUCUGCCGUGAAGCAGUAAUGCGUUUCGGUUUGAAGGGUGGGGUAGCCGUUAUAACUAUACCUGAGACCUUAGAACUUAUUCUCAAGGUGGGUGGCGCAUUUACGUUGUAGAUGCUUAUGGGCUCCAGUAACCACUUAACACCAGGUGGGCUGUGAGCUCGUCCACAAAUCUAAGCAAUAAAAAAAAAAUCUAAUGUCCUAAAAAAUCCUAUGUAAUGUAUCCCCUAUUUUAUUAUGAAUAUGGUAAAAUCGAUCGAAAUCUUGAGUCUUAGCCCUUUUUCAUUGAGAUACCAUUUUGUUAUGGUCUACGAUCUUUAGGCAACCGUUUAGCUCUGCCUGCAUAAGACCCAGUUAGUUACUUUGGUGUCCACUCACAUUCAAGUAGAAUAAUAGCUAGAGUUGUGAAACAAAAAAUGCCCAUGAGGUAUCAAGACAAGAUGCAGCGAAUUUCAUUAUCACCUUGACUACACAUGUAGAUUGUUUAAAAUAUAAUGAUGUAUAUAAACAAAUAUUUGGUUGCAUAUUGGUGUUUUUGACAACACAAUUGUGCACAGCCAUUUAUAGUUGAGUGAAACCUUUAAUGUGUUUAUAAUACACAUCUGUAUCCUUCUUGUUGUCUCCAGUUUUUUUUUCCCGGUAAACAUGACGACACUUUUCAAACAAUGUCAUUCAAUAUUCUACCCAACUAAGGCAUAGAAAAAAGGAAUACAAAACAAGCUACUUUACAAAUAUCAAAAUAUCAUCAAUGUUGAUUUUUAAUAGCAUUUUUAAAUUCUUAUAAGUCUGUCCUGAGCUUAGCUUCGUCUAAUAUAAUACAACAAUAUAGCAAGGACAUAAACAGGGUUUCAAUCUAAAACAAUGGUCGUAUAGAAAACAUAUUUUUUUGGAACAGAAGCUUCCUGAGCUUUUAACAGAAUGGAGUAUUGAAUGUAUUAAAAAAUGCAGUAGAAUAUUAUAUUUAAAAAAAAAGAAUCAAAAAAAGAAUUGUACAAUUCAAUUAUGUACAUUAGGUAUCAAAUAGUUUUAUAUUUAAUAGAUAAAGGAUUGAUAAAUAGAUAGAAUAAUUAUAUUUGUGUAUAUUUGUACUGGGAGAGUAAUCAUUGUAUUUUUGCUAACUUUUAUUUUUAUUCAAUUAUAAACUUUGUUAAGAAGGUUUUAUAGGUUAAGCUGUAAAUAUUGAUGUAUAUUGAAAAUAUUAUUGUUGAUAAUAUCAUAGUAUGUAAAAGCGUUUAAGAAAAAAAAAAGUUCUUCCAUAAUAUUUAAAAAAGCAUUCCAUUUGGCGCUAUCGUGUCUCGUUUUAGAUAGAAAGUACAUCACUAAAAAAAGCUACAAACAACACAUAUUUACCAUGAACAGCUUUAAUUUUAAUUUUAGUAGAUAACUUUUUUUUUUUCAUUAUUUGCUCAAAAAUGAUCAAAUUGAGAAAGCGGUGUUUAUAGAACAGGGUGGUUUUUAAUGUUCCUUUUUGACUUUCAUAAACUGAUAGAUAGGAAAAGUUAAAAUUAAUUAUAUGUUUAACACGUUGAAAAUAUAUAAAAGUAAGUCAAGAUUUUUUUCUCAAUUUUUGACGCAAGUAUGCAAUACGUUGAGGUGAACCAAAACUAAGCGUUCUGAAGAAGAAUUAAAAUUUAAAACCUUAAAAUUAAAAAGUGCGUAUUUUGUUGUUACAGUGAUUAUUCAGAUUUAUAUUUGUAAUAAUUGUGGUUUAUUUACUGCUUAUUUUCUGUGAAUGUGCACAAAUCUGUUAAAAUGAAAGGCCAUUUAACAAAGCUUCUCGGAUUCUUUCAAAAAGUGUCACUGAAUUCUCAACUAUAACCAUUGAUAUAACAUAGCAUUUUAUUGAGAGUUUAUUUCAUCCCAUCCCAUCUCGUCUUGUUUCAUUUUAUUGAAUACCAAUUGAUUAAAAUAACAAAAUUGAUCAACCUUACAUUAUUUUCCAUGUAGCAGAGAAUGCGCAUGUAUUUAUUAAUUGAAGAUUUUUAUAAACUCGACACUGGCAACAAUUUCGUCACAAGUCAAUUGCCAUACUUAAAAUAAGAAAAAGGAAAUGCCUAGAAUUGAAAAUAGCUACCAAACAUUAUGAAUGUUUUGGCUCAGCGUCAUUGCCUAAUUGCGUCUAUAUCGUCACAUGAGUACGAGUGGUGCCAUCACUGUUACCAUUUUAAAAUAGUUAUUAUAUUAUCUGUAGCGUUUUGUACUUAAUUUUUUUUUUCAAAUUGACACAAAUAUUUUGUAUCUACCUUAUAUGUAAUGUUUGAUUAAAAAUGUCUUUGUUAGAAAUCUUUAUUUUUUUGUUAGUUUAAAAUAGUUUUUAAGUUGACUAACUGUAUUCAUUUCACAAUAUGUAUGGUGUUGCAAACAAAUGUAUUAUUAGGUGCUACGUAAAAAGAAAUGAUGUCGCACUGUAGGUGUUGUCAUAACUAAAAUUUCUGGUGACAAAAAAAAAAAAAGCUGAGGUAUUUAUUUAUGUUAACGUAAUUGUACGGUUUUGAUGUUAAAUUGUGAUCGAGUGGUUUGUCUGUGUGUGACCAUCGCUGAUCUUGAGUGCUUACCUUGAGAGGCUUGUCGAAUUAUUAACUAUAUUGUGACAUGGCGCUUCUUGUCUUGGCCCCGUUUUUUUUUCUUAUUGUACAGACCAUGGAAAUCACUUCAUGUAUGGCUCGGUCCACCUUAAGACAUUCCAUAUGAGUCUCAAUUGCUUAGUAUAUAUAACAGCUGCUCUAUUAAAAUAAAGUGUUUCUAUAUAUAUUUUUUAUCAUUCUAGUAACAAUUUUUUUUUUAAAUAAACAAAAUACAUUUUUAUAAAAAUAUGAACAAAAAAUUUAUUAAUAUAUUUUUCAUUAGUACCAUACUAAAUCCAGUUAAGAUACUAUAAUAACUCGGAGCAGUAAUUUUAAAUUUAAAUGACUAGAUUCCAUUACAUAGAAAUAUAGAUACAGGGGAAGCGUGUAUGCCUGCAAUGUUUAUUUAGACUUGCCUCUAAUUCUACUCAUGAUUAAUAUCCUAUUUAAUAUAUGAGAUGUAUCAGUUUUCUAGCUGACUUUCCUUAAUGUUUUUUUUUUCUUUCUUUUGUUAAGUAAUUACACGUCUAAUUUGAAUAAGUUAUUUUCUGAUGAUGAUUAAUGAAAAACAUAGUAGCGUUGAAAUUUGAUUUGAUUAAAAAAUAUGUAUUGAUUUGAUUCUUUUUUUUUUGUAUAAAUUCGUUAUCUGACUGCCACUCUUGUCGAGCGCUCCUGAUCUCUGUGCACACAAUUAUGGAAGAAGAAAAAAAAAGAAAAAGAAAAGUAAAAACUGUAGCAAAAGAAUUUGAGAUUAUAUUGAUAUGAAUUUAGUUUUACAUGUAUUUUGUGUGUGAAUUGUAAUCAAUUCAGGAGGUAAUUUUCGGAAAUCGUCAAAACCGAAAUACUCAAAUAAAUUUAUUGGAUGUGAUGACGUCACAUUGUUUUUUUUUUUUUUUCCAAAUUUGAAGUCAUUGGUUUGGCUAGCUUUGAGAAUUGCCUUAACGAAUUAUUUUUGUUGGAUCUAUGUCGCAUUUAAUAUUCUAUUCGAUAUGUAUGUAUAUUUAAAAGAAAAACGUAUAACUUUUUAUAACAAAAUUAAAGAGUUCUUUUCAGAAUCUUGAA
Molecule: messenger RNA, 8864 nt
Organism: Bombyx mori (domestic silkworm)
Lineage: Eukaryota; Metazoa; Arthropoda; Insecta; Lepidoptera; Bombycidae
Gene: CycT
Product: cyclin-T
Exons: 8
Coding region: 344-2947 (867 amino acids)
Biological process (GO): positive regulation of DNA-templated transcription, elongation; regulation of transcription by RNA polymerase II
Cellular component (GO): cyclin/CDK positive transcription elongation factor complex; nucleus
Molecular function (GO): cyclin-dependent protein serine/threonine kinase activator activity
Source: RefSeq, a predicted model, not a curated record